Molecule: messenger RNA, 1592 nt
Organism: Colossoma macropomum (tambaqui)
Lineage: Eukaryota; Metazoa; Chordata; Actinopteri; Characiformes; Serrasalmidae
Product: interferon-induced protein 44-like
Exons: 8
Coding region: 259-1161 (300 amino acids)
Source: RefSeq, a predicted model, not a curated record
UGAUCUCCUAAUAAGAGACAAGAAGGUGUUUAGGUUUUUCUCCUUGUUUUCUGUUUUUACUGGUUCUACUUGUGUCAGCUUUCCUUCUUGAAACUGGAAGUGAACGGAUGUCAAAUAACAAAGAACCACCAGUUUAUUACAACAAUCGAGCAGAAUAGCUCUGUUCCAGGUGUUUGGGACAUUACGAUCUACAACAAAAAUCUACAAUAACAAAAAACCUCAAACUAUUUCUGUGCUGGAAAGGUGAAUAACUACAUCAUGAUUCCAUGGAUGAAAAACUUUAUUUGGGGAACACCACCACCUCCAUCACCUCCAUCACCUCCAGAAACUCUUGAAGAAGAAUGGAGGCCAGUGGACUGGAGUAAUGAAGAAAAGCAACGACUGUUACGGGAACUGAAAGAGUUCCAGCUUAGCACCUCAAUGGUCAGCCAAGUCAGAAUUCUGCUGUGUGGACCAGUAGGUUCUGGGAAAUCCAGCUUUAUCAACUCCGUUAACACUGUCCUUCAAGGCCGUAAUACUACUGAUGCACUGGCAGACUCGAUAGGUGGCGUUAGCUUCACUGUGAAGUUCAAAACCUACAAGCUGAAGAAAGACAGAGCAGGAUCAUUCUUCCCUUUUGUGUUUAAUGACACGAUGGGUAUGGAAGCAGAGAUUUCACACGGGAUACAAACUAAUGACCUCAUCAGUAUAUUACAGGGUCAUGUGCAGGAAGGGUAUACAUUUAAUCCUCUGACAGAACUAACUGACGAAAAAAGAGAAUACGACCAAACCCCGAGUCUCGAUGGCAAAGUCCACUGUCUCGUAAGCAUUCUACCAGCAGACAAGAUAUCCAUGAUGCCUCAAAGUGUCAUCUGUGAAAUGAGGAAAGUUCGUGAAAAAGCUCGAGACUUGGAGAUUCCUCAAGUUGUCAUCAUGACCAGGGUGGAUUUGAUAUGUAAGCUGGUUUCUAAGGACUUGAAAAUGAUCUACAGAAGCAAGAAAAUCAAAGAUAAGAUAGAGGAGUGCAGUAACAGACUGGGUGUUACAAAGAACUACAUCUUCCCUGUGAAGAUGUACAGUGAGGAAAUCACCACCAACAGCAAUGUGGACAUACUCAUUCUUAUGGCAAUGACAAAUAUAGUUAAUUUUGCCAAUGACUUUGUGGAAAGGGAGUAUCAAUAGUCUCUGUUCUAAUAUAUAUGGUUAGUUCCUCGAAGAAAGUGGGUAUAGACACAAUACUGGAGAAGCUGUUUUUUAUGGGUAGCUGUUUUUUAUGGGCAACAACCUAGUAACCAACCAGAAUAAAACAGAAACUAACUACCAACACUCUUGGAACUACCUGGAAUACCAUAGCAACCACCUAGAAAUCUUCUUGUAACAACCUGGAACACCAUAGCAACUAUCUAGCAACGCCAAGGAAACAGCUUAAGCUUCCUAAUCAGUUUGAUUUUCCUCAGAAGUUUCAUUUUCCUCAUUUUCUUCACCUUUUUAGUAGCUAUUUAUACCACAUUCUUGUUGCGUUAAUGUCUUUAUAUAAUUUCUGUAAUGUUAUUUAAUAUUAUUCCUAUAACACUCUCUUUCUGUAUUAUAGCCCACUGUCAAGCACUUUGAGA